Molecule: messenger RNA, 2174 nt
Organism: Drosophila subobscura
Lineage: Eukaryota; Metazoa; Arthropoda; Insecta; Diptera; Drosophilidae
Gene: Cyp4aa1
Product: probable cytochrome P450 4aa1
Exons: 4
Coding region: 210-1775 (521 amino acids)
Molecular function (GO): iron ion binding; heme binding; oxidoreductase activity, acting on paired donors, with incorporation or reduction of molecular oxygen
Source: RefSeq, a predicted model, not a curated record
UGGAGAUCCCGCAUUUGAAGCUCAACUGUCGGCAGCUGUGACCGGAUAACCCAUAAACCAUAAACCCCAAAAAACUAAUUACCAAAAUCAAUCGUGUGACACAGCGUGUCGGCGGCAAGGACUCUACCUCAAAGCACAUCAGAUUCCAUUUGUUUCCCAUGAUUGAUGUGAAAACUUGAGUAAAAGAACUGGAAAUUAAAGUGUUUAAAAUGUUUGUGGAAAAAGUGCUGGAACGCGCCACAAAGUGGGAGCUAUGCUCAGUCCUGGCCCUGCUGGUCAUCAGCCUGAGCAUCUACACAUUCUAUGCCCAUCUGGAGACGUAUUUGCGAUCGGUGCUGCUGUCGCUGCGACUGUCGGGACCGCCAACGUUGCCCAUUCUGGGCAAUUGUCUGCUCAUCAAGGACAAGGAUUUGAUGAGAAAUCAAGCAGCCAAGGCCUUCGAUCUGUAUGGUUCCCUCGUGCGCAUUUGGGUGCUCUUCUUUCCCUUUUUUGUGGUGCUGCAGCCGGAGGAUCUGCAGGUCAUACUCUCCUCGCAGAAGCACACCAACAAAGUCUUCAUCUACCAGCUGAUGCACAAUUUCCUCGGGGACGGCCUCAUAACCAGCAGCGGCCUCAAGUGGAGCACCCAUCGCAGGCUCAUCCAGCCUGCAUUCCAUCUGAGUUUGUUGGAGAAGUUCAUUGGAACCUUUGUGGAUGCCUCGCAGUCGCUGUACGAGUCACUGGGCGCCGCCGCCGUGGGCACCGAGAUCAACAUUGUCAGCAUCGUGAACAACUGCGUGGUGGACAUCUUAAAUGAGGCCGUUCUGGGUGUGCCCAUCAAAAAGAAGGGCCUGGAUCCAAUCAACAUUGAGGAGUCGCCGUUUCGCCAGGGCAAACUGAUGAUACCCACGCGGUUCUCGCAUCCCUGGCUGCUGUUCGAUGGCAUCUACCACUGGACGAAGCUGGCCAACGAUGAGCUAAACCAGAAGAAGCGCCUCCACGACUUCACCCGUCAGAUGAUUAAGCUGCGUCGCGAGAUUCUGGCCAACAUCGGCAACAACAAUGCCGAGCGCAAGUGUCUGCUGGACUACAUGAUCGAGAUAUCCGAGAGUAAUCCCGACUUCACCGAGGAAGACAUUGUCAACGAGGCGUGCACCUUCAUGCUGGCCGGCCAGGACUCUGUGGGUGGCGCUGUGGCCUUUACCAUAUUUUUGUUGGCGCAGAAUGCCGACUGCCAGGAGCAGUGCCACGAGGAGCUGGAGCGCAUCUUCGACUACAGCGAUCGGGCGCCCACCAUGGGCGAUCUGCGUGAGAUGCGUUACCUGGAGAUGUGCAUCAAGGAGGCGCUGCGGCUGUAUCCCACGGUGCCGCUGAUUGCCCGCAAGCUGGGCGAGGAGGUGCGUCUGGCGAAGCACACGCUGCCCGCGGGCAGCAACAUUUUCAUCUGUCCCUAUGCCACCCACCGUCUGACGCACAUCUACCCCGAGCCGGAGAAAUUCAAGCCGGAGCGUUUCUCUACAGAGAACUCCAAGGAUCGCCAUCCGUAUGCCUUUAUCCCAUUCAGCGCCGGGCCGCGCUACUGCAUUGGCAAUCGAUUUGCCAUCAUGGAGAUGAAGACGAUUGUGUCGCGGCUGCUGCGCAGCUUCCAGCUGCUGCCGGUGCCCGGCAAGACCACCUUCGACGUCUCCUAUCGCAUCACACUGCGUGCCUCCGGUGGGCUGUGGGUGCGCCUGAAGCCACGCGAUAAUCCCAUCACGCAGACGCGCGCAGACAGCACAGACAGCUAUGGGUUGUAGGCUGCGAGGUGUUAAUUUUUCGUUACAUUAACUUUAAUUAGUAUGGUAAAUAAGUAGAUAUGUAUAUAAAUCGAUACAAUAAUUUAAAUAUUUAGCUUCCUCCUAGCCUAAGUACAGUGCUUGAACCCGUUUAGUCGGGUUGCCUGAUCUGAUCAGAGAGUUGUGUGGGGUGGACGUGGAUGUGUGUGUAUUAUGUGUGUUUAUGGUGUGGCUGUGGGAUGUGUGAGCUGUGGGUUGAGGGCGCUCUAAACCAGUGUUCGCUAACGCUAAUCGCAAUCGCUAUUCGCAUUCACAUUCAUAUUCGAGUGUUUCGUAGAGUGUUUCUUCUCCUGGGGUUUGUUUUCUGCAAUAAUGUAAUAAAAGUUAUGUUUGUGUCGGCAUUUAAGCGACAUACAUCUA